Rangifer tarandus platyrhynchus (Svalbard reindeer) is the source of this 468-nucleotide messenger RNA. Lineage: Eukaryota; Metazoa; Chordata; Mammalia; Artiodactyla; Cervidae. The record is from the annotation of a GenBank genome assembly.
AUGCUCAAAUGGAGGCCAAGAGGCAUGUGCGCACACCACAUAACAACCCACAGGCCUGGCUGCUUGGCCUCUGUUACUGCAACUCUUCAAGGCACCAAAGAUACCCUUGGACAGUCCUUCUACUGGCAGCAGGCCACCAAGGACACAAAGGUCACCUAUCACCGAGCCUCCCAAGCACCAGCAAUGCCCUCUCCUCUGUACCUAGCUGAGGGCAGCUUCCAAAGGACCAGAGUAUGUAUCAGUGAAAACAGAACAACAGUGCCUGCAGCCUCAGCAGACAUGACAUCCCAGGAAAUCACACUGCACUUUUCCUCACCUGCACAACCAUUCUUCUCUGGGCCUCUGGCCAACCUACAGGAGAAAUGCAGGCCUGGGACCACAACACAGUCCAUGGCGACCUCCAAGACUCAAGCAUGGGACAGGAGUUGCAAUUCAGGAACUACCAAGGGCAGAAAUGAGGCCUAUUAA